Messenger RNA from Miscanthus lutarioriparius, 267 nucleotides. The record is from the annotation of a GenBank genome assembly. Lineage: Eukaryota; Viridiplantae; Streptophyta; Magnoliopsida; Poales; Poaceae.
AUGCACCGGCUACGGCCACGCCGCUGGUCGCGGGUGCAGGUGGCGUGCAGCCCCGAGGCGGCGCGGCUAGUGAGGGCGCCGCCGGCAACCGGCGUGGAGGCCGGCGCGGGUGGCUCAGCGACGACCCGCCGUGACCAAGCCCCAGUCACAGCACCUAUUGCAUGUGCUACCUAUAGGAUUCAGGAUCAGCCAUUUCAGAAUGACAUCUUUUAUGUAACAUGGUUUCGAUCUGCUAUUUUCCCGUCUAUUGCGUAUAGGGAGCAAUAA